Molecule: messenger RNA, 2749 nt
Organism: Tupaia belangeri chinensis (Chinese tree shrew)
Lineage: Eukaryota; Metazoa; Chordata; Mammalia; Scandentia; Tupaiidae
Gene: GCNT4
Product: glucosaminyl (N-acetyl) transferase 4
Exons: 2
Coding region: 507-1877 (456 amino acids)
Cellular component (GO): membrane
Molecular function (GO): acetylglucosaminyltransferase activity
Source: RefSeq, a predicted model, not a curated record
GAGCACGUCCUGGGAGACGCCGGGCGGAGGCGCCAGCACCCUGGGCUAGCGCGCGGAGCGGAGCGGCCCGGCCAGGAGCGGCGGAGAGUCUGCGCAGGGCUUCCCCUGGACUCCCGGCGGGUGAUGAGAACGCGGCCCCGGGGCGCGCCCUGGCUUGGAGGACUGGGGGAAGCGGGUUCCUGACCCGCCUGCGCUGGUGUGCGGCGCCCAAGGGCGGAAUCCCCGAGGGACCUGCCGGGCUCCAGCUCCCGCCUUUCGGAGCCACCCGUCGCUUCUCUGUAGCCCUGGACCCGGGGCCGAGCAACGCUUCCUGGGACCCCGGGCCUGGGCUUUCCUGCCCCUGGGGUUCGGGAGAAGGACGUGGGGCGCGUUAAAAGGCUGCCCUUGCGGCUUUUCCAUUUAGGGUAAUAGGAGGCGAGGGAUCCCUUAGUUCUUCGGGAGUCGGAGCUGCCCGCUGCGCUUCCUGGACGCGCCCUCCGCAGGGACAAGCUUCGCGCUUUUUAAGAAUGAAGACACUCAAAUGCUGUUUUAAAUAUACCCUACAGCAGAAAGUUUUCAUCUUGUUUUUAACCCUGUGGCUAUUCUCCUUGUUAAAACUUCUAAACGUGGCAAGACUCCUGUUCCCUCCCAGAGGCAUUUACUUGGUAGAGUACUCCUUAAGUACCUCUCCUUUUGUAAGAAACAGAUACACCCGUGUUCAGGAUGAAGUCAGGUAUGAAGUUAACUGUUCAGGUAUCUAUGAGCAGGAGCCUUUGGAAAUUGGCAAGAGUCUGGAAAUAAGAAGAAGAGAAAUCAUCGACUUGGAGGAUGAAGAUGUUGUGGUGAUGACCAGUGACUGUGACAUUUAUCAGACACUAAGAGGAUACACUCAAAAACUUGUUUCGAGAGAGGAGAAAAGCUUCCCAAUUGCCUAUUCAUUGGUCGUGCACAAAGAUGCAAUUAUGGUUGAAAGGCUUAUCCACGCUAUCUACAACCAGCACAAUAUUUACUGCAUCCAUUAUGACCGUAAGUCACCUGAUACUUUCAAAGCUGCCAUGAACAAUUUAGCUAAAUGCUUCUCUAAUAUUUUCAUUGCCUCCAAAUUAGAGGCUGUGGAAUAUGCCCACAUUUCCAGACUGCAAGCUGAUUUAAAUUGCUUGUCAGACCUUCUCAGGUCUUCAGUUCAAUGGAAAUACGUUAUCAACUUGUGUGGUCAAGAUUUUCCCCUGAAGUCAAAUUUUGAGUUAGUGUCGGAGUUGAAGAAACUCAAUGGAGCAAAUAUGUUAGAGACAGUGAAACCCCCUCACAGUAAAACGGAAAGGUUCACUUAUCACCAUGAACUCAGACAUGUGCCUUACGAAUAUGUAAAGAAGCUCCCAAUACGGACAAACAUCUCCAAGGAAGCACCACCUCACAACAUCAAGAUAUUUGUUGGCAGUGCUUAUUUUGUUUUAAGUCGAGCAUUUGUUAAGUAUGUUUUCAAUAACUCCCUCAUUAAAGACUUUUUUGCGUGGUCUAAAGAUACGUAUUCUCCUGAUGAGCACUUUUGGGCUACUUUAAUUCGGGUACCAGGAGUACCUGGGGAGAUUUUCCGAUCAGCCCAGGAUGUGACUGAUCUGCAGAGUAAGACUCGCCUUGUCAAAUGGAAUUAUUACGAAGGUUUUUUCUAUCCCAGUUGUACUGGCUCUCAUCUUCGAAGUGUGUGUAUUUAUGGAGCAGCAGAAUUACGGUGGCUCUUAAAAGAUGGACAUUGGUUUGCUAAUAAAUUUGAUUCUAAGGUGGACCCUGUCUUGAUUAAGUGCUUGGCAGAAAAGCUUGAAGAGCAACAAAGACAGUGGAUCACUUUGUCUUCAGAAAAAUUAUUUAUAGAAAAAAAACCCACAGUCACUUCAUUAUAGUAUAAUCAGGAUGGACAGAAGGGGCUUUCUGAUAAAUGGAAUUAGUACCGAAUUAUAUACUACACCAUGCCCAAUACAACUUGAACUUAAUCCUCUCAUAGUUGCAAAGGUGCCUAAGAGUCUAUGCACAAGUAAAGUGACCUAGCCUUUGAUGAUGGAGCCUACGGCUGAAUGGUUUUGUAAAUGUUUUUAAUCUCACUGAGCUAAAUCAGAGAUCUUAAACAUUCCAUCAGUCAUCAAAUAUUUAUUGAGCCCCUAAGUGUAGAUGAAGCACUUUUUUAGAAAACAUGUAGAAAUUAAAUCUAAAUUGUAAUGAGUUGCACAAUGCCUUCAAGAAAAUGCAGCGUUACCCUCCUCACAUAGCAACCUGAUAUUUUAAGUUCUCCAUACAACGGUCAGGAUUCCCCUGAGGAAGUUUUGGAACCCUGUGGUGAUCCCAUAAGCUGUCCAUUUCAGAGUAGUGUUUAACCACAGUGACCACCAUUCCACUUUCUCUUAAUCCAGCUCCCUAGACUUUUCUUAGCCAUCAUAUUUGGAGGAAGAGAUCCACUACCUCAGAAAAGCUCAAAGAAUUGUCCGAUUUACUGCUUGCCAAAGCAUAAUUUAUCUUUUGGUGCAUCACUUGUUCAAUGGGAGACUCUGAAGGUCGGACAUUAAUAGUGUAUGAAUGUUAGGGAAGGCGACGGCGGGCAAGGAAGGGAUGGGAUGGGUGGUGCCUGGAGAAGAGCAAAGGGAUUUAUAAAAUUUUACAUUGUGUUACACAACAGUGUCAUGGAUGGCCUCCUUUUUAAUUCAACUGCUUUUUUACUUAUUUUGGAAAAUCUUUUUAAUUGUCAGAGGGCACAUUCCCUCCCCCUCCCCCGACCCCUUAC